Molecule: messenger RNA, 444 nt
Organism: Drechmeria coniospora
Lineage: Eukaryota; Fungi; Ascomycota; Sordariomycetes; Hypocreales; Ophiocordycipitaceae
Exons: 2
Coding region: 1-444 (147 amino acids)
Source: RefSeq, a predicted model, not a curated record
AUGCCGUCGACUCACAUUCCAGCCGAUACGUGGACGGAGCUGACCAAGGUGACGGGAGAACCCUUUGUCACGUAUGUGCUGUCCUCUCCUCUCCUCGCUUCACCUCGCCUCAUCACUCUUCACCUCGCUUCACCUCGCUUCACCUCGCUUCACCUCGCUACACCGCACUUCACCUCGCUACACCGCACUUCACCUCGCUACACCGCACUUCUCCUCACUUCACCACAACCUCCGCCCCCGCCUCCCCUUAUCGCUCACCUCAUCCACGGCCAACUCUACGUCACCCAUCCGAAUGUCGGCCAGUGCCGUUACAAAAAGGUCGAGCCGGGCAACAAGACGGACGAGAAGGAUCUGAGGCAGCCGGAGGACAGUUUCCGCUUCGUCGGCGCCGGGUCGCUCAACGUUUGGAGCCCCGUCGCGACGGAAAUCAACUGGCGCGUUUGA